This is a messenger RNA of Lutzomyia longipalpis, 967 nucleotides long. It is a transcript of the gene mRpL51, whose product is annotated as 39S ribosomal protein L51, mitochondrial. Gene Ontology annotation, biological process: translation. Gene Ontology annotation, molecular function: structural constituent of ribosome. Gene Ontology annotation, cellular component: mitochondrial large ribosomal subunit. The record is from RefSeq and is a predicted model, not a curated record. Lineage: Eukaryota; Metazoa; Arthropoda; Insecta; Diptera; Psychodidae. The transcript has 3 exons. Bases 425 to 922 code for a protein of 165 amino acids.
GCCAUGAAUGUGUCCACAUCCUCCUGAAAAAGGAUAAAUUGGAAGAGAGAAAAAAGGAUUUUGAGACUUGCAGCACACACAUUUUGCAUAUUUGAGGUUAGUUUCACAUUACUCACAACAAAUACAGCUUCCGGGAUUCCUGCGUACGUCUUCUGACUAUCAGGCAGUUUAGGCAUCUCUACCGAGGACAUUUUAGCACGCAAACUAAGUUUAACUUGGUGAAAAUUGCCAAAAUUUUAACAGAUUGCCCGAGGUUUUCGGAGAACAAAAAAAAAGAAGACCGACUAUCCAGGUUUAUCCAACUUAUCCAGGAAAACAAACCAAGGAAUUUUUUGUACUAAGAGUUUUCCUGACUUUUUUUUUAGUUUUACGGUUUAUAUUGAUUGCAAGAACUCACGGAUGAUCCAGAGAUAACCUCAAAAAAAUGUCAUUUUUGAAGAAUAUCUUGUCUCGGGCAUUGAGUAAUCUGCCUCCUACGCCUCAGGUGCAAGCAAUUAGAUUUCGCUAUCAUGCAGAUAAAGUAGCACGUGGUCCACUUGUUCGGAGGCACGGCUAUAGAGACCCAAUCAUUCAAGGAGGACUCCUACCUCGCUAUGAUUGCGGCCGGAAACUCCCAAUGCCGGUCUACAAGCCAAAGAAUCCUUACUCGUUGAGACGAUCUGUUCUGGGGCAGAAUGACUACAUUGAUAUCCUUGGAAAUGACAAAUUGCACCCAACAAAGGUUCUCUAUUCACUCCCAUCGUGGCUUCGUGGAGCCUCUGGAAAUGAAUAUCAGCUACUCCUGAGAAAGCGAAAGGUACUCAGCAAAGGUCUCUAUCCCAUCGUUCGUCCAACUAAGUGGAAUCACAUGCAGAAGCGUAUCAAAUACCUCUACUACUGGCUCAAUAAGAAAACUAAAACAGGAUAUGCACAGGAUAAGUAGUGAAGCACUGGAUGUCACUGAUAGUAUAAAAUUCGUUAAAAAUUA